UAAACAAAGCUGUUCUUCAAACCGAUUCAAACAGCGAAAUAUUUUAACUUUCCGCUUUCGAAGUCCAUUUUUUUCGAAUGGGAAUUCCUAAUUCUUCCGGCCUUCUUUCGCUGCGAAGUGCGAACCCGUACCAUCCAAUGCAGCCCAUAUGUCUGGGGAACUAAGAAAUCAGAACGGUUAGCUACUAGAUGGCUGUAAAUACCAGUCGUCCCGCUGUCCAUAAAUUGUGACUGCACUCUGCUCGACAUCCAUCCGGAUCCUUACGACCUUGUAUUGCUGCAAAGUCGCAAGCGUCGGCAUACUGCUAAGAAUGAAAAUCGUCACCUGGAACAUCAACGGUAUUCGGGCCACAUCCGGAAGUCUGAAGGCCCUACUGGAUAGUCUCGACGCCGACAUUAUCUGCCUGCAAGAGACGAAGAUCACUCGGGAAAUGCAAACAGCCAGUACGGCGCUGGUGGACGGCUACAACGCGUACUUCUCCUACUCGCGGAAACGAGCCGGAUAUUCCGGUGUUGUCAACUACUGUCGGGAUCGUGUGCGACCCGUUGCCGCGGAAGAGGGCCUUUCGGGGUAUCUUGCCACAGCCAACGGACGGCAGCCUGCGGCGGAUACGGUGGGCUGUUAUGGAAAUUUGACGGACUUCCCUGACGGAGAACUGAAGGAUCUGGACGGGGAGGGCCGCACUGUCAUCACAGAACAUCAGUUCCGGGACAAGGAGGGACGGUUGCAGACUGUGUGUGUUAUUAAUGUUUAUUGUCCGCAUAUCGACAAGGAACGUGAUGACAGGAAAGCCUAUAAGGCAAAUUUUUUUGCGUGUCUGCAAAAGCGCGCUGAAGCUUUGCUGACAGCAGGAAAGCAUGUGAUUAUUGUUGGGGAUCUCAACACUUCGCAUCGACCAAUAGACACGUGCGAUUCUUGGACCGAAAAUCCCUACCGCCUUUGGAUGAACGAUUUUCUUUUGGACCACUCAAUCGUUCUUCCAGCUUCUGCCCCAUCGUCCGAAGAUGGCGUUCCCCUGACUUGCGAAAAUGAUAAAAGUGACACACUCAGUCAGCCACCGGUUUCCAGCGCAAAAUUCACCGAUGCCUUCCGGUAUUUUCAGCCAACAACGAAAUGCGCGUACACCUGUUGGUCAACUUCCACUGGGGCUCGGCAUAACAACUAUGGUUGCCGGUUGGAUUAUAUUAUCGCUGAUAAUGAUCUGAUAAAGACUGCAUUUGUUGCUUGUGAAAUACGAGCGGAAAUUCAAGGAUCUGAUCACUGCCCUGUACGCGCUACCCUGGGUGUGGAAUGUAUCGCCGCGGAAAAGUGUCCAUCAUUGUGUACGAAAUACAUGCCAGAAUUUCAAGGGAAACAGCAAACUCUUCAUGCUUUUUUUCGAAGCCAGACAGUUACGCAGGAAGCCGAGCCGUCUGUAAAGAAGCUGAAAUUGACGGAAACUGUUAUCACCACGAACAAACUCGUGAAAUCUGCCUCGUUAAAUGUCACGAAGAGUAAAGGACAGAUGUCUUUGACGAAUUUUUUCGGAAAGAGGACCGAUGUGAUUAACGCUGUAGUCGCCACAAACCCCGUUGAAGCAUCUGUUAAAGCAGAAUCGCCUGCGUCGCCGGACGUUGUUUGCCUUGAUACAUGUAGUUCACAGUCAUCCGGUGCCAGUGUCGUAUCGGAUACGACAGAUAGUGAUAGUGAUGCGGCUAGGAUUCAAUGGCAAAAAUUGCUCAAAGGUCCACGACCGCCUCCGACUUGUCACUGUGGUCAGGCUUGCAUCAUGAAGAAAGUGAAUAAAAAAGGUCCCAACAAGGGUAAGCAGUUUUAUCUGUGCUCAAAGCCGCCGGGUGUGCCUGGUGAUCCUAAUGCUCGAUGUAAUUUCUUUAGAUGGAUUUAAUGCUUUGUGUGAUAUACUUGUUUGUAGUUUUAAAAAUGAUCUGUUGCUACCUGUUCAUUGAUAUGCACCUUGCAUAAUGAUCUAGAAUUUUGUGUAAUUGUGUUCAGUAUUAGUUGUGCAAACUACAAAAAUUCGAAGCACGGAUGAAAUGACUCGCAUCAU
Paramacrobiotus metropolitanus is the source of this 2047-nucleotide messenger RNA. Its product is annotated as DNA-(apurinic or apyrimidinic site) endonuclease 2-like. The record is from RefSeq and is a predicted model, not a curated record. Bases 311 to 1885 code for a protein of 524 amino acids. Gene Ontology annotation, molecular function: phosphoric diester hydrolase activity; zinc ion binding; double-stranded DNA 3'-5' DNA exonuclease activity. Lineage: Eukaryota; Metazoa; Tardigrada; Eutardigrada; Parachela; Macrobiotidae. The transcript is spliced from 2 exons. Gene Ontology annotation, cellular component: nucleus. Gene Ontology annotation, biological process: base-excision repair.